AUGCGAACUAAGCAGAACGCCCUACCAGCCGCUUACUAUCGUGGCGGUACAUCCCGAGCCGUCUUCUUCAAGCAAGAGAAUCUGCCACAAGACCGCAAAGAGUGGGCAUCUAUCUUCAGAGGCAUCAUCGGCAGUCCCGACCCCUAUGGUCGACAGCUGGACGGUCUGGGCGGCGGUAUCUCCAGCCUGUCCAAGAUCUGCGUCGUGGGCAAGUCCACCCACCCCGACGCUGAUGUUGACUACACAUUUGUAUCUUUAGGGAUCAAAAAUACCGAUGUGGACUACUCGAGCAACUGUGGAAACAUGAUCAGCGCGGUGGGACCGUUCGCGGUCGAUUUCCAGCUGUUUUCACUCACGGAGGAUGCGGACGAGAUCGAGUCUGUUCGGGUGCGGAUUCACAAUACGAACACGGGCAAGAUCAUUCAUUCUUCAUUUCCUGUCAUCGACGGAGAAGCUGCGUCGACUGGUGACUUUUCCAUUGAUGGAGUUGCAGGCAAGGCGGCGCGUAUUCGACUUGAUUUUAUCGAUCCUGCCGGGUCGGUGACGGGCAAACUGUUGCCAACCGGCAGCACGACGGACACUAUCGAUGGCGUGGUCGUCACCUGUCUCGAUGCAGGCAACCCGUGCGUUUUCGUGGAGGCUGCUGCGCUUGGCGUGAACGCUGAUCUGACUCCGGAGGAAAUGGCUGCUCAUCCUACGCUUCUGUCGCGGUUGGAUGCCAUUCGUCGUCAGGGCGGCGUCAAGAUGGGCAUCGCCUCCACCAUGGAUACUGUUCCGGGCAGUAUUCCGAAGAUAUGCCUGGUGGGUGAACCCUCAGUAGGAGGUGCUCGAGCGACUGAGCAUGGACAAGACUGUACUCGCGUCGAUGUUUUGGCUCGUGCGCUUUCCGUCGGUCAGCCGCACAAGGCUGUGCCGAUCACGGUUGCCCUAGCACUGGCUGCUGCUGCGAGGGUAGCUGGAAGUGUGGUAUCUGGUGUGGUUGGUGACAAGAAAAAAGUGGACGAGGCCGGCCUCACGAUCGGUCAUGCGAGUGGGAACCUGCUCGUGGGAGCUGACUUUGAUGAGUACGGGUCCUUGACGUCGGCCACUGUGUUUCGCACUGCGCGAAGGCUUUUUGAAGGAACAAUCUUCUGGAAGAACGAGAUUUUCCAGUGA
Penicillium oxalicum is the source of this 1155-nucleotide messenger RNA. RefSeq names its product DUF453 domain protein. NCBI's taxonomy places the organism in Eukaryota, Fungi, Ascomycota, Eurotiomycetes, Eurotiales, Aspergillaceae. The record is from RefSeq and is a predicted model, not a curated record. The transcript has a single exon. The coding region runs from base 1 to 1155 and encodes 384 amino acids.